Messenger RNA from Scatophagus argus, 3193 nucleotides. Its product is annotated as zinc finger protein 585B. The record is from RefSeq and is a predicted model, not a curated record. Lineage: Eukaryota; Metazoa; Chordata; Actinopteri; Scatophagidae. Bases 391 to 2313 code for a protein of 640 amino acids. Gene Ontology annotation, biological process: regulation of transcription by RNA polymerase II. Gene Ontology annotation, molecular function: RNA polymerase II cis-regulatory region sequence-specific DNA binding; DNA-binding transcription activator activity, RNA polymerase II-specific. The transcript is spliced from 2 exons. Gene Ontology annotation, cellular component: nucleus.
GGUUUAAGCCGGAUAUGGGAGGAGCUCGGUGCAUGGACGCCAUCUACAACAUGACGGUGUUUUCAAAUGAGAAAUUUGAAGGUUUUUUUCUUUUUGUAAUGUUCUGAAAUGAUCUGUAUCAUCGCCACCUAUACACAUGCAAGUGUUUUAGACACAAAUAUCGACUAGAGGCGGUAAUUUCUCCGAAAGAUCAAUUGAUUACAUAUAAUUUAACAUUAGCACGAGCGAAGUGGGUCUUUUUUUUAAGUAACGUCAACUGACUGGCGAAAUAUCAGCUUCUAAUUUGGAGACAUCAAAUGGUUUCACCUCUGGUCUGCGCCGCAGUAGUUUUCUGGUCUAGUAACUAAUAGUGGACAGAGGCCACCCUGAGUUUGCUUUGACCAACUCCUUAUGUCUGAAGACUCGAGCACCGAUGAUGAAUGGUGUGCAUCCACAAAAAGGAAAUGCUGGGAAUGUGGCAAAAAAUUCAGCAGCAUAACGAGCUUGAUGUCGCACUACAAAAACCACAAUAUCAAAGCCACCUGCCACAUCUGCACAGUUACUUUUCGACGCCUGACUUCACUUUCUACGCACCUUGAUAAUGUACACUCGCCCCCUCUCUGCAAAAAGUGUCAUCAGUCUUUCAGUAAUGUGUGGGAAUUAAACAAGCAUGCAGAGACACAUUGCGUGAGCUCAGCACCAUUUCAAGAUGCACCUUCUUUGAUCUCUGCAGUCAAAUACCAGAGUACGAACAGUGACAACUUUUCUACUCAGGAGACUGUACAGCAAAGCACAAACUCAGAGUCGAGACCUCAAGAAAGGAUUGAGAUGACGCCUGAGACAUCUGAAAACAGUGUAGAGUAUAUAGUGGGUGAAGAUGAUAAAGAUAUUGACACGGAAAGUGAUUAUGAGAAGGUAGAUGAUUCAACAAGCUCAGAAUCUGAUGAUGAGGAUAAGACGAUCUCUGCACCUGAAGACUUGCAUCCAGAUGAUCCAGAGUCAGAUGGUGGCUCAAACUCAAGUUCAACUGAUUAUUCCAGUGACUCUUCAAACAAUGCUCACUCUAAAAGCACCCCAGCAGUCCCUCCUAGUGUUAAUAGUUCAAUAUGUGCUGCGUGUGGUAGAGGGCCAUUUAGGUCUAUGAAACUCCAUUUGUUGCACUGUAGUGGUAUAAGGGUGAAAUAUCAGUGUUCACUGUGCAAGGAGCUCUUUGUAUCUGAGGCGUCUCUCAAUGAACACUACAUGCCUUUGUAUACUUGUGACAUCUGUGGUCAAGUUUUCUCUCAUGAAAACUCAUACCAUCAACACCAGUGUCCCAAAGGAAGCAAAUCACCUUUGGUCCUCUUUUGUUCCGAGUCAAUGCCGCAAGCAUGUAACAUAUGCAAAUCCUUUUUCACCUCUGAGAAAACUUUGUUAAACCAUGUCACCAAAGUUCACACGUCAGUGGUCAGCACCAAGGUGUGUAUCAUUACCAAUCCAUCAGCACUGACUGAUAAAAAGGUUGCACCAGGUGUCCGUGGCACUGCAGCCCAGUCAGCCAUCAGUUCUCCAAAUGUAGUCAACCAGGUCAUGAAUGGACAGCUCCGUGUUGCCCAAACACAUGCAGGGUCAUUGUCUACUGGUGUGAAAUCCAGCCAUUCCCCUCUCUUGACCUCCUCUCACCUUGGCAAACUUCCUACCCCAAUAUUUUUGGCAUCUGCUACUGCACCUGUUAGAGUGGGAAAAGACAGCAUCCUAGGUCAGUUGACCAAACAGCCUUUAAGCCAUCUUUCUACAUCUUUAUUUGGUACCACUGACACCACUCCCACCACUGUGGCCUCUGACCCUGUCUCCCCACCAAUGCCCACUAUUCUGGCCAUGUUUGAGAAUGGCAGCCAGAAUAUAGCUUUGAUGAAACGUAUGAACACAGGCUGGCGGUCCAAGGCCCCUUACCCUUGCAGGCAGUGUGGUGCCAUCUUGCGGCAGCCCUCCCUCAUCAUCAGCCACCGAUACCUCCACAGAGGCCGGCGCUCACACCAGUGCCAGUGUGGACGAGCUUUUAAGAACCGACUGCACCUACUGCGACACUGUGUUCAGCAUGCGGAGACCAUAAGCUACAUCUGUGUCAGCUGUGGGGAGACUUUCACAGGAGCAAAACUCUUAGCCGAGCACAUGAAGGGCAAGUCACGGAAAACAUCCCGAUCUGGACAUAAGUGGAAACGUAACAUGAAGAGAAAAUGUAGAAUGCCCUUUACAUGUGAUUGUGGACAACUUUUUUUCAGGCCUUCAGCCUACAUAUGGCACCAACUUCGAAACAGGACAAAAACAAAACAAUUGAAGAAGCCCUCGAAAUGAUGUGUCUGUGAUUUGUACAUCACACUUCAAGACUAGGUUGAAUCUAAAGGGAUUUUUCACACAUCAUUGUCAUUAUUUUUUCUAAUUUCUGCAUUGCUAAGCGACAAAACCACAUGCACGUUAAUUCUUAAUGGCUUUUAAUCAUAAGCAGGUUCCGGAUGGUUAACAUGUUUUCACCAUGUGCAAAUGAUACACAAGUAAACAGGGUUAGAACAAGAAGUUCUUUUAACAACACACCAGAAUACAAACUGACAGACAACGAAUAAUGUUCAGUGUUGGAUUAAGUUAAAAGACACAUAAACUCCAGUUUAUCCUCUAGAGAAAGAGUUGGUCCAGUUUUGCUGAUUUUUCUCACAAAGUGCAUUUUUCACAGUGAGGUUUCUAUGGGUGUUUUUGAGUGUUUUUCAGAUUUGUUUUCACUACAGCUGGUCCAAAUGUUAUGUUCCUGUGAGACUUUGUAAAGGUCCUGGGAUUCAGCUUGAAAAUAGUAUAUGACUUUUUAUUAUCAUUAUUAUUAUUAUCAUUAUUAUAAUUGUUACACAAUGUUAACAGGCCUCAAUGUUAUGUAGUUUAUUUAAUUCAUGUGCACUAGAUGGAGCUGUUGGGUUGUUGAAAGCUGAGUUUACAAGGCAACUUGCACCUAAGCUUCACACUUAGAACAGGUGUAAGCUGAUGAAUACAACCUUAAAUGUAGACUUUCAUUUGUGUUUCAGUUGACACAUCUUCACAUCUAAAGAAGAUUGUUUCUUCCCACAAUUGAAUUGAGUUUAGUUUCUUCUUGAGCAACCAAACACACUGCAUUCACAAUUCUUUUCAGUAAGCCUGUUUACAAACAAUAAUCUACUUGGUAACAAUUAAACUAUCUGCUAAUGAGAAAAGA